Messenger RNA from Anopheles bellator, 4176 nucleotides. Its product is annotated as neurogenic locus notch homolog protein 3-like. The transcript has 3 exons. NCBI's taxonomy places the organism in Eukaryota, Metazoa, Arthropoda, Insecta, Diptera, Culicidae. The record is from RefSeq and is a predicted model, not a curated record. The annotation marks the transcript as partial.
UACGGUGGUGGUGGGGUCGCUUCCGGCAGCACCGGUCACGAGUCAUCGAUCAUCUGUCCACCGGGGAGCACGCUCCAGAACAACCAGUGCAUCCAGCGAGUGUUGUACUGUGGGGCAGGCUUCAACCUCGUCGGCGAUACCUGCGUCGGGCAGUCCGUCUGUCAGCCGGGUUACACGCUCCAGAAUGGGAUGUGCAUGCCGACGUCCCUGCCGUGUCCCUCGACGACGACCUGCGGCGGGGUGGUCCAGGCACCACCGACACUCCUUUCGUGUACCUGCGAAACCGGCUACACCCAGGUCGGGGAUCAGUGCGUGAAGCACGAAUCGAAAUCGGCGGAGCAGCGCACGCUCGAGAGUAGCCACGUGGAGCCGCUCACGUGCCCCCCGGGGUACGAUCUGAACUACGAGCAGUGCAUCCGGCUCACGGACAUGGAAUCGCGCUGCGCGCAGGGCACCCGGCGAGACGACGUAUGUGUGGUGCCGGCCCACUGUCAGCAGCCGUCGGCCACACUCGAUGGGUACGGUCGGUGCAUCACCAACUCGACCGUUCCGGCCCGCUGCCCACCGGAAAGCCGACUCUCGGUGGGUGGCGUUUGCGCCUACCCGACCCCCGACUGCCCCGCUGGCUACCGGCCGGAGCGUGAAGGUAUGUGCGUGCAGCGGGACCAGCGGGAGCUAAGCUGCGAUCCGGGCACUCGACUGUCCGGUGGCGUUUGCAUCGUCACGCAGUCCCGCUGUCCAUCGGCGUACCGGCUCGCUGGUGGCCAAUGUGUCCAGGAACGUCGCACCGCGCCACGGUGCGCGACAGGAUCGAAGCUGCGCGAUGGGGUGUGCGUGAUCGGGGACCUAGAGUGCCGUCCGGGAUAUCAGCAGCGAAACGGCGCGUGCGUCCAGACGGACAGGCAACCGGUCAAGUGUCCGGCCGGGGCACGCAUGGUCGGCGAUGUUUGCGUGGCGGACCAGGAGGUGUGCCCUCGGGGCUUCAACUUCGUGCACAUGGAGUGCGUCCGGUACGUCCAGCAGCCGGCCACGUGCCCGCGGGGCUUGCGGUUCGUGACCGGCGAGUGCAUCUCGGCGGACGUGUCCUGUGAGCCCGGGUUUAGGAUGCGCGCAGGGGAGUGCGUGCGGGAACAGGAGGGUGAGUACGCGUGCCCGGCCGGAAGCCGGCCCCGCGAUGGGCUGUGCGUUGUGUCGGAGGCCACGUGUGAGGCCGGCUUCGAGCUGCAGGAUGGGGUGUGCGUGCAGCAUCAACGCGAGCCGCCCCGCUGCCCGCACGGAUCCCAGUUCCGGGGCGGACGGUGCGUGUACCAGGUCCAGAGCUGCCCCCCGGGAUCGGUGCGCAAGGAUGGGCAGUGUGCGCGCGACGACCGAACCACGCCGACGUGUCCGGGCGGGUUCCACUACACCCGCGGCUACUGCCUGGCCGAGCCGCACUGUGAGGCCGGGUACGCCUACAACCAGUCGGAGUCGAUCUGCUGGAGCACCUCGAGCACGACGGUGUCCUGUCCAGCGGGCACGCACAUGGAGCAGGAUCGGUGCGUAACGCGCGAAAUGGUGUGCGCCGAUGGGUACUCGUACCACGGCGGCGGCCAGUGCGUCCUGCGCUUAACCUCAUCGCCCGUUUGCCCCCCGGGAACGAUGCUCCACGGUGGGCGCUGCGAGUCGCGCCUAGCUCCCCUGUGUCGCGCCGGGGGUCUGCCGGCCAACGGAGUGUGCGAGAUCCAGGAGACGGCCUACCCAACCUGCCCGACCGGUUACCACUUCCAAGGCGGUCACUGUAUCAGUCUGGGCCAACCAGCGGCCCCAUGUCCGGUGGCGUACGGUGGAUGCCAGAGUACCUGUAACGGAGGCUGCGGCAGCCCUUGUCCCAUGACGCCAUGUGCCACUCAGCCUGCGCAGCAACUGGCAGCGCCAGGCUGCCCGCCAGGCUUCACGAUGACGGCCGGAGGUGUCUGCAACCGACGGUACUCGAUUCCGCUGGAGUGUCCGGCCGGAUACUCGAUGGACAACGGCCAGGAGUGUGUCCGGCAGCACGCGAUGGUCUGCGGAGUGGGUUCGCCCGACGGGGAGCAGUGCGUACGGCUCCAGAUCCGUCCGGCCGCCUGUCGGGAGGGGUUCGUCCUCCAGGAUGGGCGCUGCGUGCACAUGGCCCCGUCGUGCCCCCAAGGAUACCGCAGCGUGGCCGGUAGCUGCGUGACGGUAAGCGAACGACCUGCGCAAUGUCCAGCGGGAAGCAGCAAGCGGAAUGGAUUCUGCGUCAGGCCGGUUACCUGUCCGGCUGGGUUCUAUCUGACGGGCGGGGUGUGUCACCGUGAGGAGCACACUCCGGUCGAGUGUCCGCCCGGGUUCGUGUACAGCGGCGGUGAGUGCGCCAGUCAGUUCCGGUGCCCGGACGGGUUCCGGUUCGAGGCGGACCAGUGCGUGCGGACGACGCACCGCUCGGUGACGUGUGCCGCCCCGUCCCGCCACGUGCAGGAUUGGUGCGUCCUGAGUGGACCCAGCUGCGACGCGGGCUACGAGUUCGUGGCUGACAACCGGUGCAUCAGGACGGAGCACCGGAGUGUGAUCUGCCCCCCGGACAGUCGGCUCCGGGGCUCCGUCUGCGUAUCGCUUGACGUGCCGACGUGCGAACCGGGCUUCACGCUGUCCGCCGAUCAGUGCACCAUGCUGGAGAAGCGCCCCAGCCAGUGCCCGCCGGAGUUCGUCAUCAGCGAGCGCGGACCAGUGCGAUGUGUGUCCGGGCGAAAGCUCUGUCCGCACGGAUUCGAGGUAAGUGGCAGCGAGUGCGUGCGGGAGAACCGCCAGCUGCUGAUCUGCCCGCCGGGAAGCAAUCUGCGCGGCGGCGUGUGCAUCACCGGGUCUCCGCAGUGCGAACCGGACUACAAGAUGGUCGGCGGCGAGUGUAUCCACACGAUCUACAGUGCGGUGGAGUGCCCACCCGAUACGAUCAUCAGUGCGGGCGGCCAGUGCGUGCGGAGUGCGUCGUGCCCGUCGGGCUACCGUCUCGAUGGAAUGCUGUGCGUCAAGCUCCACUCCGUGCCGCUGGCCUGCCAACGGGGCACGCUAGUCAGCGGCGAGUGUGUAGCGCCCGGUCCGGACUGUCCCGAGGGCUACGAGUUCCGGCGGGGGCUCUGUGUGCGGCGGGACUCCACCGAACCGAGUUGCCCCGCGCACGCCACCCUCCGCGGGCACCAGUGCGUCGUCGGCCGACCCGAGUGUGUCGGAGAUUUCCACUACUCCAACGGGCGCUGCACGAAGGUAUCGAAACUGGAGGCCCGCUGCUCCGGGCCCGGGACCGAGCUGAAGGAUGGCCGGUGUGUGUCGGUGGUCAAAUCGACCACCGCCUACUGCUCGCAGGGCUACACCCUGCAGGGAAGUCUCUGUGUGCGCACGGUGUAUGCGCAGAGAAACUGUGUGGCUGCGGCGUACGGCGCGACCAGCCCCACUCUCGAUGUGCAGCGUGUCGUGCUCCCACUACCACAACCUGUCACACUGCCCACCGUCGGGUUGGUGGCAGAUCUUAAAACAUUCCACCCGGUCAGCUCCGCCGGAAGCAGCACCGGUGGCGCCGUGACCUCGAUGGACGAUGUGUUUGCGCCGUUCUUCGAAGGCAAUCUGUACGACGGAGCCAGCGAUGGAUUCCGCUACGCAGCGAGCGGCGACAGCAGGUACGACUCGGUCCAUGGAGGUUCUCAUGCGGUAUCGUCGAAGACGGAGACCACCUAUAGCGAGCGGCGCACUACGAUCGCUCCGGAGUCUGGGGUGGCAGGCGUGAAACGGUGCACUGUCGUGGGGCCGCGGGUCUGCACGACCGAGGGUGAACAGUCGAGCUGGAAGUGUGAGCAAACAACGUUCAAGGAGAUCGCGUCCAGCAUGUGUACCAGCGCCGAAACUACCAUCUGGCUGAAGGUGGGCGAGCACGUGGCCUACAACAGUACCGUGAUGUGGAUGGCGCCGCGCGAAGCCAACGAUGAAGACCCGGACGCGGAUGCCUACGCUGAGGAGGAAGACGCGGACGCGGACGCGGACGCGGACUGUAGCGGCUGCUCGUUCGGAUCCUUCAGCUGCCACAAGGUGUGCUACACGUACGACGAGUGCGACUGCACCUACACGCUGCUCGCUGACUUCUGCAAGACCACGCACGAGUUGACGCAGUUCUGCAGUGCUCUCAAAUGA